This is a messenger RNA of Lycium barbarum (goji berry), 2642 nucleotides long. RefSeq names its product CSC1-like protein ERD4. Lineage: Eukaryota; Viridiplantae; Streptophyta; Magnoliopsida; Solanales; Solanaceae. Gene Ontology annotation, cellular component: plasma membrane. The record is from RefSeq and is a predicted model, not a curated record. Bases 224 to 2395 code for a protein of 723 amino acids. The transcript is spliced from 6 exons. Gene Ontology annotation, molecular function: calcium-activated cation channel activity.
UUUUAAAAUAUUCACCUUAUCUUGCGUACCAAAUGGCUUUAUAUAUAACCCACCACUCCAUUUUCCCUUAGAACGGUUACUUUUAAUUUCCCAGCUUUCAAUGCUCCUUAACAAAUAAAAAAAAACCAGGAAAAAACCAACCCAAUACAAAAAACCAUACAAGGUAGCAGAAAUAUAAACCAAAAACAGAAAAAAAAAAAUUUGAAUUUCUAGAGAACCGAAGAUGGAUUUUCCUUCAUUCUUGACAUCUUUAGCAACUUCUUUUAUUAUAUUUGUGGUUUUAAUGUUGUUAUUUACAUGGCUUUCAAGAAAACCAGGUAACGCUGAGGUGUAUUAUCCAAACCGGAUCCUUAAAGGUAUGAACCCGGUUGAAGGCGGGUAUAUGGCCCGUAACCCGUUUGCUUGGAUCCGAGAAGCUAUGUCUUCAUCUGAAACUGAUAUUAUCAACAUGUCUGGUGUUGAUACUGCUGUCUACUUUGUUUUCCUUGGCACUGCCUUGGGAAUAUUUGCCUUCUCCGCCCUCGUACUGCUGCCUGUACUUUUACCAGUUGCUUCAACUGAUCAUAGUAUAAGGGCAGUCAACACCACCAGCAACGGGACUUUCACUCAACUUGAUAGGUUAUCUAUGGGGCAUGUUGGCAAAUCAGGUCCGCGGUUGUGGGCAUUUAUAGUUGCCACAUAUUGGGUUUCUAUUGUUGCUUACUUCUUUUUGUGGAGAGCUUACAAGCAUGUUACAGAAUUGAGAGCUAAAGCUCUUAUGUCUCCAGAAGUCCGAGCCGAUCAAUUUGCUAUUCUUGUCAGGGAUAUUCCUGCUGUCUCUGACGGUCAAAGUAAAAAAGAGCAGAUCGAUUCAUUCUUUAGACAAAUCUACCCUGAAACAUUUUAUCGAUCAAUGGUGGUGACGGACAAUAAGAAGGUGAACAAAAUUUACGAAGAGUUGGAAGGGUAUAAAAAGAAGCUUGAACGUGCUGAAGCCAUCUAUGCAGAGUCAAAGAAAACAAAUCCUGAUGCAAUAAGACCCUCACACAAAACUGGUUUAUUUGGUAUGAUCGGUGAAAAGGUGGAUUCAAUUGAAUUCUAUAAUGAUAAGAUUAAGGAGUUGAUCCAACUGUUAGAAGCUGAACAGAAGGCGACUCUCAAAGAGAAACAACAGUCUUCUGCGCUAGUUUUUUUCAACAGCAGGUUAGCUGCAGCUUCAGCAUCACAGAAUUUACACGCCCCGAUAGUUGACACGUGGACUGUUAUGGAUGCUCCAGAACCCCGGCAGUUGAUAUGGACUAAUCUUUCGAAAAAGUUUUACGAAAGAAUGAUUCGCCAGUAUGUUGUAUACACUGUUGUUUUCCUGACCAUAUUCUUUUACCUGAUUCCUAUUGGGUUCGUUUCUGCAUUGACAACUCUAGACAAUUUGAUGAAGAUCCUCCCGUUUUUGAAACCGGUUGUUAAGCAGAAGGCAAUCAAGACAGUGUUAGAAGCGUUUUUGCCUCAACUUGCACUGAUCUUAUUUUUGGCUUUGUUGCCAAAGUUUCUUCUGUUUCUCUCCAGAGCAGAAGGCAUCCCAUCGGAAAGCCAUGUGACGAGAGCUGCUUCUGGGAAAUAUUUUUAUUUCUCUGUGCUGAAUGUAUUUAUUGGUGUUACUCUCGGUGGAACUCUGUUCACUAACUUCAAGAAUGUCGAGAAUAAUCCCAACUCUAUUUUUCUUGUGUUGGCAGAAAGCCUUCCAAAGAAUGCAACAUUCUUCUUGACCUUUGUGGCUUUGAGGUUCUUUGUCGGCUACGGGCUGGAGCUGUCAAGAAUAGUUCCUCUUAUCAUAUUCCAUCUCAAGAAGAAGUAUAUGUGCAAAACUGAAGCUGAGAUAAAGGAGGCUUGGGCUCCUGGUGAUCUAAGCUAUGCAACUCGAUUUCCCGGUGAUAUGCUUAUUAUGACGAUUGUCUUAUGUUAUUCCGUCAUAGCUCCAAUAAUUAUUCCGUUUGGUGUGGUAUACUUCGGUCUAGGAUGGCUUCUUCUACGGAAUCAGGCACUCAAAGUGUAUGUUCCCUCAUUCGAGAGCUACGGAAGAAUGUGGCCCCAUAUUCACACGCGCAUGUUAGCUGCCUUGAUUUUGUAUCAAGUUACCAUGUGUGGCUACUUUGGAGUUAAAAUGUUCAAGCCUACUCCAGUUCUUUUUCCACUUCCAAUAUUCUCCCUCAUCUUCGCUUUAAUUUGUCAGAAGAGAUUCCGUCGGUUCUUUAUCUCUCCAGCCCUCGAGGUUGUUUCCCACGAGUUAAAGGAAGUUCCAAACUUGGAAAUUGCGUUCAGAUCGUUCAUUCCACCGUGCUUGAGUGCAGGCAAAUCCGAUGAGCAUCAGUUUGAGGACGCGUUAUCUCACGUGUCGAAAACAGGUUCUUCUUCGGUAUGAUAUGGACAUUUGCAAGGAUAUUACCAGUUUUAUUCUGUUGUAGAUUUGGGACUCUACUUUGGUUGGUCUGUGUUGAUAGUUUUUGUACCUAGGCUUUUAGAUAGUUGUACUGUGUGUUGAAUACUUUAUUUUAUAGUUGCUCUGUGUUCAUAGUUUGUGUGGGAUAUUUGUUUGUGAAACAAAUUUCUGUUUAGAAAGUCAGAUUGCUGUAUUUAUUCUGUAAUGAUAAUGGCAUGAAUUGCUUCAA